GAGAAGAUCGCAAAUGCCACUUCCUUCCGAAAUUGUGUGAUCCUCGCCCUUCCACUCGUGUCCUCGUACUUGAGUGGCAGAGCGGGGCAUAUAGUUCGUGGAAUCUCACUUCUUUAGUGGACGCUUGCUCCGUUCUUGUCUCGGCGGGACACGUAUGUUGUCUGUUUUGGCGAAGGAAUCGGUCCGGCUGGUGACGUCAAGACAAGGCCGUGUGGACGUGCAGGCCUGCACACUUUCAUGGCGGCGGCGAAGGAUCAUCGCAUCAAUAUGGUUGUCGAUGUAGAUAUGGUCUUCGAUACAUGCCGUCGUGUUACCCGCAGAUAGAGGGCUUCGUAAUUGUGCAUGGAUACGAAACUGCUGUUCGUUUAUCACUUAAGUCGAACGCUCUUGCACGACUGAGACAGGUUACAGUCAAUGUUUCAUCGGCGAAGUACGCAGGACUAGAAUUAACGUGAUGUCUUUGGUCAAGGUGGAAGGACGUACGUGUAAAUAAAGAAAGGCGGAAGAAUGGCAAUCAAUAACGUUGACUUAACCCCCACAGUCAUGUUUGUAAACGCGAAGGCGAAAGUUGAGAAGGCGUUUUGAGCGAAGGCUGAUAUCAGCUGUAUGUUUACGGCUGAUAAGGAAUGCCCCUCGCCCUUUCGGCCUCACACUCUUCUCGUUCUUAAUGCUCUUGAAUAGGGCAACUCGACAGAAACGCUCCAAAUGGCUUCUUGCCACUAGGUCUGGACAAGACGAAAUGAGCUGACUAGGUUGAGAUGCGUCCAAACACUCGGAAUUGAAGUCCCUGAAAGCCCCCUUCCCCAAUUUCUGUUGUUGCCCAUGAGACCUUGUUGAUGAUUUCUGGGAUGAGAAGUAUCCGCGGAUUUCCGUGUUUUUUUCCGUCGGAAGUAUAAUUUUCGUGAAUCGUGCAGAUCCGUUGAGAAUAUUGUUUUUAGAUGGGGGGCUAGUGGCUGGCAGUAGUAUUGCGACAACAUACGCCUUAUUUUCGGCAGCAUUUUGGCGCUACUUUCGUCACAUCAUUUGCCUACUCAUUUGCCUAAUUAGCAAAAGUUUUCGCCCGCAUGGCGAAAGUUUUAGAGAAAAAAGAUUAGGAUCGUGCCAGGGAAGUAGACAAGUCGAACGGGAUCAAUAACUGCUUUAGAUGGGCAUGACUCGAGAGCCACGUCAUCUUACAACUCGGAACACAGUCCUUAACCACCUGCCUGCCAGAACAUAUCCGUAAAUUAGAUGUCCCGGGGAAGGUUUUCUGCGUUCUUUGUCACGCGGCGCUCGCACAUCGGAAAAAAAAACACAAAGGAUGCCCACAGCAGGCAGCAAGAUCAAGCAGUGCCAACUGGCUCAGGAUCAGCUGGAGAAGGCCAUCGAAGCCGUGCUGAAGACCGAGCAGCAGUUGAGGGAUAACAGCAGAGAGGUGCGCUGGCAGCUGCAGAGCUGCGUGAGUCGCCAGCAGGAGGCGCUACGCUGCAGGGAGCUGUGGCUCCUGGGCCAGAUCGAGCUGCUUGAACACGUUAAGGCCGAAACGCUCCAGCAGCAAUUGCAUCAACUCCACCGGAUGCACGGGCAAUUAGACGCCAUCUCCCAGCAGCUGCGGAGCGCCAACGGGAGCGGCGCUGACCUCAGCAGCCAGCUGACCAGCUGCAUGGACAAGUUGUCUUGCCUGAGUCUGAUGCCAGAGGAGACCCCCGAGAUGACCUUCACGGCCGAUUCUCGCUCCCUGAGGGAUGCCAUCACCUCCUUUGGCAGCAUCAGCGCCCAGGUGUUGCAGGGCGGGGCCGUGGGGUACCGGCUGCCCGAAGGCGAUCCUUCUCCCAGACACGGACUCAAAGACAAAGCUUCCUGUCCCGCCCCGGCAUCGGUGGAUUUCCUCAAGACCUGGGGUCAGCUGCGAGACCUGGAGGCAUGGCUGCUCCAGGACCGGAAGGCUGGCGGCCAGCAGCGCGACCUCAGCAGCGGCGGCGCCGCUGACUCGAGGGGCGACAACCUGAGCCGAUGGUUGACGGCCCAUUGCGCCGCCGCUGCCGAGUCGGACGGGGAGCAUCAGAGGUUGCUCUUGAAGCCGUUUUCCGAAUGCCGUCCAUGGGAAGACUGGCUGGCGGGCCCUAGCUGUUCCUCCUGCUGCCGCCAGAGUAUUCAAGCGCUGGAGAUCGAAAACCUGGGCCAGCUCAAGUGCCUCAAGACUCCGCCGGCCACCGCUGAGUCCUCCGCCGCCACACCCAGCCUCGAGGCAUGGCUUCAUCAGCUGGCACCGCUGGCGCAGAUGUGUCGCGCCAACGAGCCGUGCUCCAGUUAUUCAGAGUGCGUUUGUGACGAGAAUUGCGGCAAAGAAGCCCUCAACGCUUGGCUGCUGCGAUCCGGCGCUCAAGACAAGAACGGCGUCUCUGUAUCUGCUGACAAGAAUUUUCCGCCGCCUCUGCAGCACAGACGGCAAGAAGAGAAGGUUCAGGCCAUCCUGGAGGCGUGGCUGCACCCAUCCAACCCUCCGUCGUCACCGUCCUGCGGCAAUCUCUCUUCAUCCUUGCUCCAGAGGCCUGUUGAUGCGCAGUCAUGGAUGCUUCCGGAAAAGUGGGCGGCAGCUCAGCAAGAUGACAAAUGGCUCCUGAGAAAGAAGUGCCAGGAAGGCGUGACCUUCCCCUUCGUCUCUGACACAUCCUCCGGGGAGAAAUGGCUUCACCAAGCGCCCCCCCCGGUUCAGAUUUGAUUGAGAUGCGGAGGAGGAUGGCCUUCACUUCAAAUCCUAUGACAUCUGAGAAUUCCAAUCAGGACGUCAAUUGAAUUUUUGUUUUUCAGCAUGGAAAAAUGCUGACUUAUUUGAACGCAAAUAUUUUUGCAUUGCAUUCAGCGUUUGUUCUAAUACUUUUCCUCUAGCAUCUCACUUUCUUAAGGUGAAAUUGACCUAUUUCUGCAGACAGAAACAUUUUAAUGUAAAAUCAACAGACUUUUAUUUUACUCGCCUAGAUGCCUUGUGCUUACGUGUGUUUCAUCAGUGCUCUUGUGUGGAUUGUCCCUUACCCUAAUAAAACCUGUUGCCACCCUU
Messenger RNA from Syngnathus typhle (broad-nosed pipefish), 3037 nucleotides. RefSeq names its product nuclear receptor coactivator 4 (gene ncoa4). Gene Ontology annotation, biological process: response to hormone; intracellular iron ion homeostasis. The transcript is spliced from 10 exons. The coding region runs from base 1301 to 2701 and encodes 466 amino acids. Gene Ontology annotation, molecular function: transcription coactivator activity. Lineage: Eukaryota; Metazoa; Chordata; Actinopteri; Syngnathiformes; Syngnathidae. The record is from RefSeq and is a predicted model, not a curated record.